AUCCCCGUUCUGAUUUUCUGAAGAACCAGCAAUUCACAGGCUCGCUCCACCACAUGAAAGAAAAUGUCCAAAACCCACUCCCUUAACCCAAAAUUAAGACGAACUCUCACCACCCCUGAACCCAAUAUUCUACAUUAAUAACGCUUACACACUCCCUUACAGCAUUGAAAUGGCUGGAAAAACAAAUCGCGUACGAUCCCGCAUGGAAAAAACCCUCCUCCCUUCUCCUCGCCUUCUUCUCACCCCGCUUGGGCUUCUUCCUCUUUAGGGCGAUAUUUCACUGACCUUUCCUCCGUCUCUCUCGCUCACCCUUCUUCGUGUAUCUUGAUGCCUCUGUCUCAGACUCAGGCGGCGGCGCCGGCGGUGGCCUCCGGCGGCGGCAAGCGGCGGAAGGGCCGGCCGGCGGGCUCCCGGGCGCGAAAGAAGCAGAAGAGGCUGGACGCCAUCUGCGACACACCCUCCGGUCUUUCCAUCCCGGGGAUUCGGUCGCCGGAGGACGAUUCCGGCCGUCUUCGCCGCAGCUCCCGUGUCCGGAGAGCCCCGGCCGUGCUGGACGCCUCCCCCACGCCCUCUCACCGGAGGAAGAGGUCUAGAGAUGGGGAUUCGCCAAUUCGAAUAGGGGGUGGUGGGAGUCGGAAGAGGAGGAAGAAGAAGGGGAGGAUGAGAAGGAAUGGCGAUCGUCAAGAUGAGGGAAAGGCGCUUCUUUUGCGGAGAAAGGAGACGUCUUUGAGCCCUUGUGGCCAAGAAACUAAGGAUUCGGAGGUGGAAGCGGGGAAUUGGAGGUCGAGACUACGAUCUAGGGUUGCGAAGGUGGGAAGCAAGGCCCCCUUCUUUGGUGAAAAGAAGCAUCUUCGGGCAUCGGGUAGGGUUGUUAGAAAGAAAAAGGAGCCUUCGAAGCCAGUGACUAAGGAGGGGAUGAGUGGGUUGGAUUCGCCGGCAUUAGGAUCCAAGAGGGGCAGGAGGAAGAGGGUUUCUAGUGAUGAGAUAUCUGAGGGUGCUGAAGAACCUGGAGAUAGAGAUGUCAUUUUGCCUUCAGAUGAUGGAGAAGAUAGCGGUCAGAAGGCAUCCCCUGAAGAUGAAAUUAAAGCUGCCUCUGAUUUGCAGCUUGGUUGUGAAUCAAACGAGGACUUGCAGACUGCUGAGCAGGCUCAGGAGGUUAGAGAACAGAUUGAAUGUAUGAAUGUAGGUGGAGAAGAGAAAGUAGAUCAGCCAUUUGAACAAGGGACUGCAUAUCCUAUUUUCCAAGUGGAAAAUACUGACUUGGGAAAGGAUGCAGCCAACCUAUCAGGCGAACAUCUGAACAGCAAAGCUGUUGAGAAUGAGGAGAUCUUGAAGGACGAUUAUCUGGAAUUGCCCAUUUCACAAGACAAGCUUACCGAGCCGCAUGUGAAAGAAGGUCGGAGGUGUGGCCUUUGUGGGGGAGGGACUGAUGGGAAGCCACCAAAGAGACUCGUCCAUGAGUCCAUGGAGAGUGAUAACGAGGCAUAUGAAGGAUCGUCAGCUUCAGAGGAACCUAACUAUGAUGUGUGGGAUGGGUUUGGAGAUGAACCUGGUUGGCUUGGUAGGCUUUUGGGACCUAUUCGUGAUCGUUUCGGCAUGGCUCGUGUUUGGGUGCAUCAGCAUUGCGCUGUUUGGAGUCCGGAGGUAUACUUUGCUGGUUUGGGAUGCCUGAGAAAUGUUAGAGCUGCACUUUGCAGGGGAAGGGUAUUGAAAUGCAGCCGUUGUGGGAGACCUGGAGCAACCAUUGGUUGCCGUGUUGAUCGGUGCCCUAAAACCUAUCAUUUGCCUUGUGGCCGAGCAGAUGGUUGUAUAUUUGAUCAUCGCAAAUUUCUAAUAGCUUGCAAUGAUCAUCGGCAUCUUUUCCAACCUCAAGGAGAGAGUUACUCUCAGCAAAUUAGGAAAAUGAAAUUUAAGAAAUUGAAGCUGGAUAUGAGAAAGCUUUCACAUGAUACAUGGAGGAAGGACUUGGAAGCUGAAGAGAAAUGGUUGGAAAAUUGCGGAGAGGAUGAAGAGUUCUUGAAACGUGAAGGCAAGAGGCUUCACCGAGAUCUUUUAAGAAUAGCACCUGUCUAUAUUGGGGGUUCUUAUGAAAAUGGAAAGUCGUACCAGGGUUGGGAAUCUGUUGCUGGGCUCCAAGAUGUCAUUCAGUGCUUGAAAGAAGUGGUACUAUUACCCCUUUUAUAUCCCGAGUUCUUCAGUACCCUGGGCAUCACACCUCCUAGAGGUGUUCUAUUGCAUGGAUAUCCUGGUACAGGUAAAACAUUAGUUGUACGGGCAUUAAUUGGUGCAUGCUCUCGUGGGGAAAAGAGGAUUGCUUAUUUUGCUCGUAAAGGUGCUGAUUGUUUGGGAAAAUAUGUUGGUGAUGCUGAAAGGCAAUUAAGACUUCUUUUUCAGGUUGCUGAGAAAUCUCAACCUUCUAUUAUCUUUUUUGACGAAAUUGAUGGGUUAGCUCCAUAUCGGUCUAGGCAUCAAGAUCAAACACAUAACUCAGUUGUGUCAACUUUACUUUCCUUGCUUGAUGGUCUGAAGUCUCGAGGUUCAGUUAUAGUGAUAGGUGCUACGAAUCGUCCUGAUGCUGUUGAUCCUGCUCUUAGGCGACCAGGGAGGUUUGAUCGGGAAAUAUAUUUUCCACUACCAACACUGAAGGAUAGAGCUGCUAUUUUGUCACUUCAUACUCGAAAUUGGCCAAAUCCUGUAUCUGGGUCUCUUCUUUCAUGGAUUGCAAAUCAGACUGCUGGUUAUGCGGGUGCUGAUCUGCAGUCUCUUUGUACUCAAGCAGCAAUGAAUGCUUUGAAGAGGAACUGUGCCUUACAAGAACUUUUAUCUUCUGCUGAAAAAGGAUCUGAUCAUCUCAGACUUCCUCCUUUGCCAGAAUUUGUCGUGGAGGAAAGAGAUUGGUUAAAAGCUCUUGCACUUGCUCCUCCUCCAUGUUCCCGAAGGGAAGCAGGAAUGGCUGCAAAUGAUGUAGUUUCUUCACCACUCCACUCUCAUCUUGUUCCAUGCCUUCUAAAACCGCUGUCUCACCUGCUUAUCUCAUUUUACAUUGAUGGGCGGAUCUGGUUACCUCCUUCCUUUCGCAAGGCAUUGCAAUCUAUUGAAAGCAUCAUUGUUUCUGCCUUAGAACAGAGAAGUAUCCCUGCCAUCUCUUGGUGGUGUCAGCUUCAUUCUUUAACUUCGGACCCAUAUUUUGCAAAUGAGAUAGUGAAAGUUCUCUCUCGCUAUGGCCUGGUGAUGGGCCCAUCAGGAUCUGGUCCUUCUUAUCCAUUGGAAGAUGACAAUGAUGUCCUUGAAAGGUUUGCUUCCUCUAGAUCAGAGACUUCUGAUUCUUGUACACACCGUGAGUCAAUGCAGAAGUCACUUAAAUUGGGGAAUACAUCAGGAUUUCGAACCUUGAUUGCUGGAACUCCCAGAUCUGGCCAACAACAUCUGGCUAGCUGCCUUCUUCAUGGGUAUGUGGGCCAUGUUAAUAUUCAGAAGGUUGAUUUGGCUACUAUUUCUCAAGAAGGACAUGGAGAUAUUAUUCUUGGCCUUACCCAAAUUCUAAUGAAAUGCCUAAAUGUGGGGAGAUGCAUAAUCUACAUGCCUAGAAUUGAUUUAUGGGCUAUUGAUGAGACUUGUGGAGAGGAUGCCAAGCAGAGUGAAGGCAGUGCAAAUGCCUGCAAGUCAUCCCAAGAACUAGGAGUUGAUGUAGCAAAAAAUUCUUCACAAGCAUGGAAUUCAUUUGUUGAGCAGGUGGAUUCUGUGUGUGCAUCUGGAUCUAUAAAUAUUCUGGCUACUUGUGAAAUGCAGAAUCAUGAUCUUCCUCCUGCAAUAAGGCUUUUUUUUUCCAGUGAUGCUGUGAAUCAUGCUGAUUCUGCUCCUUCAGAACAUAUAGCACCACGAUUUCUGAUGUGUGUUGAUGGAAAUUUUAAUCCUAAUCAGGUGAUUGAUUCGUGUGCGGCAAAAUUAUCAGAGGACCUGGUUCAGCAUUAUGCACAGCUGGUGCAUCACAGAACUCAUAUAAGCAAUUCUCAUGAUAAAAAUGAAGUCUUUCCUGCAGUGAAAGCUAAUAUAGAACCCCCGAGGCUAAACAUGGAUACUUCUGUGGAUGCUGAGCGGACUGUUUCAAAUGCUGGAGCAUCUUGCAGGGACAAAGAAACUCAGCAAGUUACAAAUGGUGAUCAGAGAUGGUCACCACCAUCUAAGAUGAGAGUCCAUGACAAGGUUGAUCUUCAGCUUGAUAGGCAUAAAGGUUCAGUUCCAAGGAUUUUUCCUGGUAAAACUGUGAAAGGGAGUUCAAUGUUAGCAAUUGCCACAUUUGGUUAUCAGAUUUUACGAUAUCCACAAUUUGCUGAGCUUUGUUGGAUAACCUCGAAACUGACAGAAGGUCCCUCUGCAGACAUAAAAGGGCCUUGGAAGGGUUGGCCAUUUAAUUCUUGUUUGAUGGAUUCUAAUAGUUCAUCCAACAAGGUAGUUGCUGGAGCAAGCGCAAGCAAUCUUAAGAAUCGAGAAAAUUCUGGUGUUGUAAGGGGUUUAGUGGCUGUGGGUCUAUUGGCAUAUAAAGGUGUCUACACUUCAGUUAGAGAAGUCUCUGUUGCAGUUAGAAGGGUUUUAGAGCUUUUAGUUGGGCAGGUUCGAGCUAAGAUUUUGGGCAGGAAAGACAAAUACCGUUACCUUCGACUUCUGUCACAAGUGGCUUAUCUAGAAGAUAUUGUUAUUAGCUGGGCUUACACAUUCCAGAGUGUACAAACAGAUAAUCAGAUUACAAUGUCAAACACCAAGUCAGUGAUUACAGAGAGUCUUUAUGUAGAUAAUAAUUUGAGCAGCGGUAAUAUUGUUCAUGAUCCUUUGAGCAUGCGGAGUGUACCAAAUGUAAGCUGCAAUGAAGAGGUUUCACCUAAAGGAAGUCCUCAUAAAGUAGUUACCAGUAAUGGAGAAUGUGCUGAUUUUAAUGAAGGGACAUCACCUAGUUCUGAUACAAGCAUCAUACCAGAUGUUAAUCAUUUUCAGGAGCCUAAUCACUCCAGCUUUCAUCCAGGUUCUACCUCAGCUGCAACUACACUAAAUGGUGAUGGAACUCAUGGAUCAAGGAGUCCAUCACCUGGUAAAAAGCUGGCAGAUAUGAAACAUGUCGAUGGCUUGGGAGCGACAGAAAGCAACAUUCCUGCUGAGGCUAAUAUGUCCAAUCUUGACAGUUCGGUUGCAGUGACCAUGUCUUGCUCAAAAGAGGCUAGUGACAAGUGUAAUUGUCUGGACAAUCAUCAUUCUUCAAGUAGUGGAGGGCAUGUUACCGAUGAACUUGGUACAGUUUCUGAGUUCACACACAGAAAGAGUAAUGAGCUUUCAGUUGUAUCCGGGACUGCAUGCCAGUACUGUUGUUGCUCUAGAUGUCUAUGUGCUAUCUAUGUGCUGGUUCGUAGAAUUCUCUAUGAUUGCUGGAGACCCAAAGACCAUUAUUCCACAAUAGAUGAUAUCCACGAUCUACUUGCUUCAUGUUCUUUGCGUCUUUUAGCAGCAGUACGGAAAUCUUAUAUUUCUCAAAGUAGCAGCAGCUCUGAAGAAUGCUUUGGAAAAAAUCAACAUCAAAGAGUUCAGUCCGAGUGCUGUGCUUGUCAGGACAUUGUUAACAAGCAGGUUAAGAAAAUGGUGUCUCGGCAUAUGGUACAUUUCAUACCAACAGAAUGCAGUUGCCACAUAAGAAAUGAGGAGGAUUCUGAAAUAGCAGAUAACGAAAGUAUUUCUCUGUUACAAUCAGCCUUAAAUUUUUUCUUCAGAGAUGGUGUGUUGAUGCCUUCAUAUCCCCAUAAAGAAGCUGUACUUCAUUGCAGAUUUGAGAAAUUAUGUGUGUGUUCCAUAUUAGAGAUGAUAUUGAUGAUCAAGAAACCACUGUGUUAAUGCCAUAUAGUUAGUUAAGUCGUCUCCUGUUGACUGAAGAAGCUGUUCAUCUUUUUUGUCAACACUAAGGUUUUGUCCUACUUCUUGGUCUAUUUUGCAAAAAAUUAAGUAAUGUUCUCAAUUUUUUACAUACACAUAUAUGAAAGGUUUCGGAAGUUUUGAAGCCCUUUAUCUGGGUGCUAUUUUUGUUAGCAUGUACAUAUUGUUACAUGGUUACUGUCAUAUCAAUUUGGUGGGAGUUCUCAUAUA
Elaeis guineensis (African oil palm) is the source of this 6123-nucleotide messenger RNA. RefSeq lists its product as uncharacterized. Gene Ontology annotation, cellular component: nucleus. Gene Ontology annotation, biological process: transcription initiation-coupled chromatin remodeling; nucleosome assembly; nucleosome disassembly. The record is from RefSeq and is a predicted model, not a curated record. Lineage: Eukaryota; Viridiplantae; Streptophyta; Magnoliopsida; Arecales; Arecaceae. Gene Ontology annotation, molecular function: ATP hydrolysis activity; ATP binding; histone binding.